UUUGGAAAAAGAGCCAGCCCGGGUGCGCCACGCCAAAGAGGCUCUCUUCGUGGUGGAUCCAAAGAGAGAGACACGCAGAGAGACCCCCCUCCCGGGGUCUCUUCCCCCGCUUCUUCUUCUCCGCCAUGGAAGAAUUGACGGCGUUUGUCUCCAAAUCCUUUGACCAGAAAGGCAAAGAGAGUAGCAGCGGAGGAGGCGGAGGAGGAGGUGGCGGUGGAGGAGGAGGAGGAGGUGGAGGACACAAGAAGGAGACCAUCACCUACCGGGAAGUUUUGGAGAGCGGUCUGGCUCGCUCCCGGGAGCUGGGCCCCUCGGAGGCGGGCAGCCUGCAAGAACUGGCCGAGAGCGGGGCCCACUGCCCGGUCCACCUCUUCAAGGACCACGCCGGAGCCAUCCCCGCCGAGGGCGACAAGGACGGCAAGCUCAAGGACGCCUUCGGCCACGCCGCCAGGAACACCGAAGGGAUCUACGAGUGCAAAGAGAAACGGGACGAGGUGAAAUCUGAGGACGAAGACGGACAGACCAAGCUGAAGCAGAGGCGAAGCCGCACCAACUUCACCCUGGAGCAACUCAACGAGUUGGAGAGACUUUUCGACGAGACGCACUAUCCAGACGCCUUUAUGCGGGAGGAACUGAGUCAAAGGCUGGGCUUGUCCGAAGCCAGGGUCCAGGUUUGGUUCCAGAACAGAAGAGCCAAAUGCAGAAAGCAAGAAAACCAGAUGCACAAAGGCGUCAUUUUGGGGACGGCCAGCCAUUUAGACGCCUGCCGGGUGGCCCCCUACGUCAACAUGGGGGCCCUGAGGAUGCCUUUCCAGCAGGUCCAAGCUCAGCUGCAGCUGGAAGGUGUCACCCAUGCCCACCCACACCUCCACCCUCACUUGGCUGCUCAUGCCCCUUAUCUGAUGUUCCCGCCACCCCCUUUUGGACUGCCUAUUGCCUCUUUGGCUGAUUCCGCCUCUGCAGCUGCAGUGGUAGCUGCAGCAGCAAAAAGCAACAGCAAGAAUUCCAGCAUCGCUGACUUGAGGCUCAAGGCCCGAAAACAUGCCGAGGCCCUGGGGCUUUGACAUUUUCUUCUCCCAGAAGCCUUUCUCUUGCCAGGGAUGGACAAUAACGCUCUCCUCUAGCCAGCAUCCAAGCUUGGCUGGGAUAAAGACAACUUCUACCUUUGGAAAGGCCUGCAGGUAGACACAUCAGCAGUGGCCUCUUCCUCCCUUACUCCCCCCACUUUCCUCUUCUCUUUUCUUUUGUUCAAAGAAGUUAGCAACUCAUUCAGUUGAUCUGAGAACUGAAGGACUCACUGGCCUAUCCUGCUUUCUUCCUCCUCCUCCUCCUCCUCUUCUUCUUCUUUUUAAAAGGCACUUAGUGCUAAUUAUUGCAGUUAAACUGUUCGUUUACCACCAGGUGUUUAAUCCUAAACUGAAAUCAGUCUGAAUUCAAGUUAUAAAUAUCAUUUUUAAAAAAAUAUAUAUCCACAAAACCUUUGGAGGAAAGUAAAUUGGGGGAGGGGAACUCUUCAAAUCACACGACAUCUGUGAUGUGAGUCUUGGGACAACUGGAGUUUGACCCUGGCAAAAGUGAUCAUCUUGUCAGCCUGACACCAUUUGCUGCUGCCAGUUUUGCUACUUUAUGCAUGUGCCUAAUUUUAAACACCAUUUGAAAAAUUGCCAAUUAUACUGGAAAAAAAAGAGGCUUCAGAAGAUCCUUGGGGCUGGUCUCCAUUAAAAUGACAUUUCUUUGUUGCCAACAGUAUUCUUUCAAUCUCAUGACUUUCUUCCAUCAUGAAGGAGCUGCUGCUGCAAAACUGGUUUGAAUUUAAAGGUGGAAUUUCAGAUCUGAGACAAGGCGGUUUUUUUAAAACAAAGCAGUCCAAAAGGCUAUGUUCUUCACAAGGAGUGAUGACAAUGGCCACAACAAUGAGGUGUUUGUACGUGUGAGAGAAAGACACCAAACCUAGUGGUGAUCCAAAGAAUGGGAACAAUGUUGAACACAUCUCUCCAUCUUGGAGCCACCUGAACAAGCUGAAGCCUUUUGCCGCACAAGCAGGUUGAGUUCAUUUUUAUUUCCAGACAUCUGGAUCUCUUCAGAAAGCCUUCUUGGUUAACAGGAUCUAGAGUGGUUGAUUCAUCUCUCAAAGAUGGAUUACACAGUUUUCAAAGCAUAAUACUGAUGCAGCAUUAAUUUUAAUGAAAAUGCAAUUAAGUGCAGUAAAGUGCAAUACUGUAAAUAUUAUAGAUUAAAAGGGAAAAAAAUAGCUGCAUAUUCUUAUUCUGUUUGUAACCAAUUCUGCAGGAACUGUGACCUGGUUCUUUGUGCUCAGACAUGGAAAUUGCCAUUUUUUUGCCAAAAUGAUACUGUCUGAGCCUCUGACAGAUUGGAAAAGAAAUAUGAAUUGCAUAUAUAAAAGAGAAUUGCCAUGAUUUUGAAUCCACUUCAUGUGCCAUAUUUCUGGGAACUAAGCUCUCAAAUGUCUGUAUUAAUUAUUAUAAUUAUUGUUAUUAUUAUUUGGCAAAUUGUUUUAAAGUAAAGAAGCAACAAUCAAGUCAGUGUUGUGUAGAGGUGGACAAGUUCAGUGUUCAAAGAGGAGGAAUUAAAACUGAUUUUAUACACAACAAAUGAGACCUCUGGAGCUCAUCAACAAAUAUGAGCUACAAGUGCCAGUCAUGAUAAUGGAGGAAAAUUCCUUGAAAUUAUAUUACCAAAGUGUCUAGGUUUAUUAUACACAUAUUUCCCACUCACAUGUAAAUUCCUUUAAGCCAAUUUAUUAACUGGUGCUGCUUCUGGAAACAAAUACUGGCCUUGUCUACUUCUAUAUCUGUUUUUGCAUUUGAUAUAAAAACUCAUUGAUGGAAUCUCUGCAUCUCAACAGCAUAAAAGUCAUUACAUCUGUUCAGUUUGCCCUCAAGUGUAUUUCUUUUUAAGCACUCCAUUAGCAGUUUUAUGGAGAGGGGUUGUUGUUUUUUAUCAGUGUUCACAUAGGAAAGCAAUCUAUUGCAUUUUUUU
Messenger RNA from Sceloporus undulatus (fence lizard), 3000 nucleotides. It is a transcript of the gene SHOX, whose product is annotated as short stature homeobox. The transcript is spliced from 5 exons. Gene Ontology annotation, molecular function: sequence-specific double-stranded DNA binding; DNA-binding transcription factor activity, RNA polymerase II-specific. Lineage: Eukaryota; Metazoa; Chordata; Lepidosauria; Squamata; Phrynosomatidae. Gene Ontology annotation, biological process: regulation of transcription by RNA polymerase II. The coding region runs from base 126 to 1064 and encodes 312 amino acids. Gene Ontology annotation, cellular component: nucleus. The record is from RefSeq and is a predicted model, not a curated record.